UGACGUUUUACCACUGUAUAACUUUAUAUCAACUCUAGACGUCGCCACUCAAUUUUACCUCCAUGCGUAUAAAGUGAAUAUAAAGUUUCGAGACUCUAUAGGCAAACUUUAUAUGUUGAUAUAGAGGGGAUUUAAAGUUACCUUAUACAGUCCCGCGGUUACUUGGGCAGAUCGCAGUAGUUGCCUUUUUUACUGCGUAGUCCAGAUGUGCACUCCAGUCCAGCUUUUUGUCGAGGAUUACUCCUAAGUAUUUGACCUCCGUUCUGAAGGUCAGUUAUUUCCUUUCAACCACAUUGUGAUUAAUACAACGUAGUUAGAUGUAAAAAAACAGUGCAAUAAUAAAUAAUUGUGAAUGAAAAACAACUACCGGGAAUGAUCUCAGGGCUUUAAAAUUGGGCCCACAAGAAACUUGUUAACAGACUGCUUCACACCAUGGACGCCAACGAACAGUCGGAAUCAAUCGUUCUAUAUGCACCGGAGAGGAAGCCUGAGAUUUCAAACCAGCUGCACCAGCAAAGAAAGGAAGCAACAUGGACAUUUUGGUUAGUAACAGCCGGCAUCUCCACAACGUUUGGGGCCGCAAUCCCCACCGGUUACAAUAUUGGCGUUAUAAAUGCCCCUGCUGCGUACAUUAAAGAAUGGUGCAACCAGACAAUAUACGAAACGUAUGGAAUAGUUUUCAGUGAGGCUAGUUUGGAGACUUUCUGGGCAGCGGUGGUUUCGAUAUUUCUAGUUGGAGGAAUCAUCGGAUCGCUCGGAGGUGCAUGGGUUGCUGACAAGAUGGGCAGGAAAAAGUCGUUUUUAUCCUGCGGAGUACUUUUGGUACUAGGUGGGAUUUGUUUCCAAUUUUGCAGAGCAGUUAGUUCGGUUGAACUCAUCAUUAUUGGUCGACUAAUAGUCGGGUUGGCUGCCGGACUAACCACGAGCACGAUACCAAUGUAUCUCACAGAAUUGGCACCAAUUGCUUUGCGAGGACAGCUUGGAGUGCUUUGUUCUAUGGGCGUUACAGGUGGUGUUGUGAUUGGUCAAGUAAUGAGUCUGGAAGAGGUCUUCGGUACUGAAGAGCUGUGGCAGUAUGGACUUAGUUUCUCCGUGAUAUUAGUCAUUACAUUUUUUGUACCAUAUCAUUGGCUUCCCGAAAGUCCCAAGUACCUGUACAUUAUUAAGAAAAAGCGGGAUGAGGCAAUAAACGAAAUUCAACGACUGGGAGGUCGAAAGGCAAGAGAUGACUACGUUAAGCAACAAAUAGAAGCAAUUCGUAACGAAGAAGCCUUGAACGAUGAAAGUGACCCCGAGGGAGCUGAGCAGAGUACAAAGAAACAACGAUCUCUGUGGUCAGUGAUAACUGAUCCAACGUUGACAAUGCCUCUGAUACUUGUUUGUGCCUUACAAGGUGGACAGCAACUUUCUGGAAUCAACGCGGUAUUUUUCUACUCAGUUUCAAUUUUUGAAUCCGUGGGCCUUAGCUCAACGGGUGCCAAAUUUGCAAAUCUUGGCGCUGGCUGUCUCAAUUUAUUCAUUGCGUUCUUUUCACCACUUCUUAUGGAAAAAAUCAACAGGCGAUUCCUGGCCUUGCUAUCGUGUUCAAUGUGCUCGAUCUUCCUGCUAGGUUUAACAGUUGUAGUAUACUUGAUUAACUCCGUAAGUUGGUUUUCCUACGCCAGCAUCGUUGCAAUUUUGCUCUACAUUUUGUUCUAUCAGAUUGGACUCGGACCCAUACCAUACUUUAUAGGCUCUGAACUCUUUGAGGUCAGUCCUCGUCCAGCCGCAAUGUCGUUGGGAAGUAUUUCGUCGUGGAGUUGUAACUUUAUCGUUGCCAUGCUGUUUCCGACCCUUCAGAGCGCCUGGGGAGCAUUCGUAUUUCUCCCCUUUGCGGUUACUUGUAUCUUGCUAACAAUUUUGCUCCACAAGUAUUUGCCAGAAACGCGAGGAAAGCACAUUUCCUCAAUUGUGCCUCUAGUGUCGCAUGGUUUUCGCUCCAAGCCGGUUGUGCCUUAUUCUUAGCGACCAAGUUAUUUUUGCAUGAAUUUAGUUUUGUUUGUUUGAUUUUUCUUUUCAGUUUUUGGUGUAGUGGUUAUAGUGGUCUAGUUGAAACAAAAAAAGAUAUCAACUUGACAACAGGACAAAUAACGAAUUUAACCACAGGGAAUUUUACACUUUACACAGCUUGUAGAUUAAACUGCAAUCUAUUUAGGUAGAAAGGCGAAUAUAAAUUGACAAUUAAUCAGGAAAUUUCAUUGUUACAAAUUGUGCAUGAAAUAUCUUUUGUUGAUUCUUUUUUUUCAGAAUAUACAAAUAAAAGGAAAUUUGAAUAAUGAUAACAAAAAAUUUUCUUGCUUAUUUAUUAUCUUUAGAAACUGAGAUAAUAAAAAAAGAUUUCCUAGAAAUAAGAUGGUAAAAUAAUUACGGAUUAGUUUGUAAUGCAAAUUUCCUUACAUAUUCUAAGCGCAAACAAAUCAAAAUAAAGUUUGCUUAAACCCAUUUGCUCAUUUUAAAGGUUGCUUAAACGGGUUGAAUAAAUAUGCGUUAAAUCAAUUCAACUCGGAUUACGAAACGGAAUGAACGGUAUUCAAUAAAUUAAAAUAUCAUUGCGUGAAGAUAUUUUAUUAAAUUU
Culex quinquefasciatus (southern house mosquito) is the source of this 2614-nucleotide messenger RNA. RefSeq names its product solute carrier family 2, facilitated glucose transporter member 3 (gene sut1). The record is from RefSeq and is a predicted model, not a curated record. Gene Ontology annotation, biological process: monosaccharide transmembrane transport. Gene Ontology annotation, molecular function: hexose transmembrane transporter activity. The transcript has 9 exons. Gene Ontology annotation, cellular component: membrane. The coding region runs from base 433 to 2004 and encodes 523 amino acids. NCBI's taxonomy places the organism in Eukaryota, Metazoa, Arthropoda, Insecta, Diptera, Culicidae.